Molecule: messenger RNA, 15363 nt
Organism: Lymnaea stagnalis (great pond snail)
Lineage: Eukaryota; Metazoa; Mollusca; Gastropoda; Lymnaeidae
Source: the annotation of a GenBank genome assembly
ACUUCCGGUAACAAUAUGGCAGAAGAAACGCAUGAAGAAAAGCAUGGGAAGACUAUUUUCAUCAGAAAUCUGCCUUAUUCAACAAAUAAUGAAAAGCUUGAAAAAAUAUUUUCCGAUAUAGGUCCCAUAAAGUCUUGCUUUGUGGUCAGUGACAAAGGUAAACUUCAAAAUCAACGUUAGGAACUGCAAACGGCUAAUCUUAGUAAGCACUUUGAUGAAAAUUUCAAAACAUUUUUUAAAAUAUAAAAAUACUACAGCUGUAUAGAGCCUGGAGAGCAGCUUAAAAAAACACCAAGAUCAACUUUCUAGCUCAAGUGGUUCAAAAGCUAUGAAUUUUUUAGUAGGGUCGACUUAUUUUAACUUUCAACUUUGGCACAUGAAUAAUUAAUUAAAGCGUUCCUUGACCAAUUAUGAAUGAAACUCUGAGGUAGUACUAUGAUAUAGCCAUUAUGCAAGUGGCUGUGAAUAGUUGCCAAUGACGUGUUGCACACGGAAAAUUCUGAUGAUUUAUGGACUCUACAUGGUUUUUAAAGCUCAAAUUAAAACAUUCCAGUUUAAAUGUCUUCAAAAUGCAUUCUAAAACACAAGUUAUCAAAUAUUUUGAUGUAAAUGGUGGUAAUAAUUAAAUAUUUCCUAAGUAUCUGCAACUUACACCAUUAAAAAGUGGCGUGGCCCAUGCCAUGUUGAAAUUAGGCAGAGCGACCUUAUGGUUAUCUGGGUCACAGGGACAAUAAAGAACGUCGGACAUGACCCACUUCAAUGAGAAAUGGCACACGUAUACUUUAAUAUCAAAUGCUUUUCAUGAUUUAAUAUGAAAGACCUUUUCUUUUUAUUUCACAAUAAAUUUUGUUUGCGAAAAUGCCUUAUAUAUACCAAAGAUUUUCAAAAUAAAGGUAGAAUGAUAAAGCAAAAUAGCUGGAUGUCAAUGUAGGCUAAGAUGUCUACCAAAAUAUAUGGCUAGAAACGGAACUCAAAUAUAUGUCGAAAGUACUCAUUUAAUAAUAAAUGUGCACACACAUUGGAAAAUUAAAAACUCUGAUUUUUCUCCGCUGAUGCCCAUUUCCGAUACACAAAAGUAGUAGUCUCCCUUUUUUCAUCGAAGUAGCUACUCAAGGGCUAUUUUUGAGUUAGCGGUAAGACUGACAAUGUGUAAAUGUUUGUAUUUACAUAAUGCAAAUUAUUGUUUUCUUAUUUUAUAUUUCUUGUUAAAUUUGCGAGGGGUCUCCCCUCCCCAGAGAAUUUCUAUGUUUCUUAUUUUGGUAUUUAAAGUGAGGGGAGGGGUUUGGGGAGGGGUCUCCCCUCCUUCCCUCCCCAGAGACCCCUCCCUAGUUCCUAGAAGAUCCUUCCAAAUGCAAUUUGAGCAGUAGUCUUCCUUUUGUUACCUAAGUUUCAACAGGGAAUUUUUUAUGUCAACUAGUCAAAAUAUAACAAUUUUGGCGGGUGUCUUUUUUUUUCACCGGUGUUGGGUCUUGGGGUAUCAGCAAGGAUGUGUUUCUUUUUUCCUUUCUUUUGAAAUGUGCAAGUUGUAUUUUAAAUAAAAAUUAAUGUAAAAUUUCAUUUCAGUAUACUUCAUAUUAACCGUAUCGUUUAUGACGCAAGUAAUGCUCAAUAAAUAACAGGAAUGUUAUAACACACAUCAUUCAUGUCCUUCAAACAAUAGAUAUAUUCAUCCUAAGUCCAGUGUUGGGAUUCCCCAAUGUGACGUCACUGGGCUUAGGUGGGAAAACUCUUGGCAAAACCCAUACUGUUAAAUCAAAAUUUACCGAACUCAAGUAACGCACAUUUAAGAAUCCCAAUUAUUGCUCCUUCCCUUCCCCCCAUAAAACGUCAAUGCACACUUUUUAAUUUCACGCCCAUGAACUAUAUUAAUACUCUGAUGUCCUAACCACUUUUAAAGCGAAUAUUUAUUACACCAUAUGUAAAUUAAGACAAUUUCAUUUUCCGAAAAGAAAUUAUUGCGCACCAAAUGUAAUUGCAUUAUUUUUUUUAAUAUAUCAUUUAGCGUAGUUAUCGGGAAUUAUAUUUUGCACUCUACCAAACUCACUAAUGAGCCAUACUUUCUUUCAAACAUGUAGAAUUAUUUUUAAUUUGAAAAAACGAAACCACGACAUUAAAAGUAUUACAUUAAAAUCAAUUAAGUAGAAGUAAAUGCAAAGAGAUUACGCCAUGUUUUUUCCCAUGGUAGCCGUGUAAAAAAUAAAAUAACUCACGUCUGCUAAAAUUAGGAAUUGAGACGUUAAAAUUUAAAGUACAUAAAUUUCGUGGUGUACUUGGCUACUUUAUUGCAUUGUACCCCUCUAGGCUCUAGAUAUGCGGCAAGAAGCGUAAACAAGCUUCGGUCGCCCUUUCCUCACUUGCCAAAUUUAACUUACCUUAUUAGUACAAUAUUGAUUUGAUAUUUUACUUUUUUUAAACCGUCUAUGCUUUCCAUUGGCUACCAUAAUAACAGUUUAACAGAAAGUUUAAGCAUCACUUGGUUUAUGUUUUUGUCACACCAAUGUGGUUAGCAUCACACUAGAAGGGGAAAUAAUAACUUUAUAAUUGAAAAUGCUAUAAUUUAUGUUAAAAGAUUGAAAGACCAAAUUAUGUUUUUGUCACACCAAUGUGGUUAGCAUCACACUAGAAGGGGAAAUAAUAACUUUAUAAUUGAAAAUGCUAUAAUUUAUGUUAAAAGAUUGAAAGACCAAAUUAUAGUUGGUUUAAAACAUAUUUUAUCUUAAAAAUCCAUGUCAUUGUAUUUUAGCAUUUUCACUAAUAUAAUAGUAGCAAAAUUAAAUAUGAUUUUUUAAAAAUAAUUUAAGCUGUUGAGUAAAAGACCAGCUCGGCUAAUUAAGGUGAACAAAAUUCAGCACCAAACAAAUACUGGUGAGGAGACUCUAAACAUUAAACAGAGUAAAAAAGAUGGAAUACCAUAGCCAUUAUUUAAUCAGAGUUGCUCCCACUGGACAUUGUUUUUAAAGAUGGCUGCCAGUGUUAAGGACCAUGUUUCAAUAAUUUGGCCAGUAACUCACUUUAGGUUCAUCAAUAGUUUAGUUUACCGACAUUAAGAAAAGUAUUUAAACUUUGUCUGACUCUGAAGAUUUAUUAAAAUAUGUUGUUUAUUUUGGUAAUUCCUUUCAUUUGUUUAAGAUUCAGGAAAAUGCAGAGGCUUUGGCUAUGUCAAAUACACCCUUCUGUAAGUAUAUUCACCAUUCAUUUUGUUGCCUCUUGUGUAUGAAUAUGUAACAAUAUUAGCUAAACAUUUUGAAAUGGCACACAACAAAACGUGCAUGUAUGCAAAAUAGAUUCUUGCAUGAAUGCUGCAAAUAAGUUGUUCCAUACUUUUCACAGAGAAGAUGCAGAGAAGGCUCUGAAGACGAUCAAGAAAGUAGAAGGGAGAAAUGUGCACAUAAUGUAUGCAAAGAAAAAAGAAAAAAGUAAUUGUUUAUUUCACAUUGUUACUAAUAUCAAAGUGUUUAUAUUAUUUUGAUCACUGUAGCAAGCCUGGCUUCCUGUAGCAAUAGUGAUGAAAGAUAUCAUAAUAUAAUAAAUUGUCUUUCAAUGUGACAAAGAUCAUUAAGACUGAGUUCCUUUUACCACAUUGGUUCCAAUAAAGUUAACAAGAACUUAACAUGAUUCACUGAAGUAUAACAUCAAACCCAAAAGUGUGCAACCAUUUCAGUGAAAACAUGGUGGCAGUUGUAUCCAGGAAUAAAAGCUAAAUUAUUGACAGCUUUUUAAGCCUCCAUUGCUAUAUUAGUAUUGCCAAAAACUACUUACUUUUUAUUAUAGUGUUUGAAAUAUGACGGUAGUGAAUUAGUUACAAUACAGCUGUUACAUGUACAAUAGUACAAUAUGCUAUAUGAAGAGCCAUGGAUAUUAUUAUAAGUUACUUUGCUGAUAAGAACUCAAGUAUCUUUGUUCAUAUAGGAAGCUUCAAACUUAUUGAAUGUUAUUUUUACACCACUUUUUAUAAAUUCAACUUUUGCUUAAAAAAAUUAAUUUCUUUGGUUGUUUUCCUCCAUCAGAGAAAAAGUUUGGUCGUCCAGUAAAGGAACCUGGAGAUGAUCAAACAACUGAAACCACUAAUGAAGGCAAAGCUCAGAAAAAUGUCCCUGAAACCAAAGCCCCUGUAACUAAGGGGCAAGCUCAAGAAAAAAAGACAGCUAGUUUUAAUAAGUUUAAGCAACCCAAAGCUGAGCCACCAGUGAAAGGGCUAAGACAGGCCCCAAAUCCUCUGAAUGAAGGGAAGAGAGCCAGGUUGAUUGUUAGGAACUUGUCUUUUAAGGUGAUUUGAUUUUCAGGGUGAUUUUUGUUAUCAAUCAAGUAAAUAUCAUUGAGGCUAUAGUUAGAAAGUUUGUAAUUGAGUAUAUUGUUUCUGUAUGUAUGACUUGACACUUUUCUUGGUGGGAAACUAAAUCAUUUCCCUCUUUUCUUUUUGGUUCUUAUGUAAUUAAAACCAGGUGUUCUCUAAGUAAAAUGUUACUUGGAGAAGACUUUUGUGUUAUUCUAAGAAUAAUGUUACUUUAGGGAGACUUUUGUGUUAUUCUAAGUAUAAUGUUACUUGAGGAGACUUUUGUGUUAUUCUAAGUAGAAUGUUACUUGAGGGAGACUUGUGUUAUUCUAAGUAGAACGUUACUUGAAGGAGACUUUUGUGUUAUUCUAAGCAUAAUGUUACUUGGAGGAAACUUUUGUGUUAUUCUAAGUAUAAUCUUACUUCUGUUUUUUCUAAGUACCAUGAUGUUACUUGUAGGAGAUUUUUUGUGUUUUUUCUAAGUAUAAUGCUACUUGAAGAAGACUUUUGCUUUUAGCCUGAAUGUUUACUUGUUAUUAGAUUUUAAUUAAAUAAACCUUGAGUAUUUUUAUUUUUUUUUUUCAAUUUAGUGUAUUCUCAAAUUAAAAUAUUCUGUAAGUAGUCCAGACAAAAUGAGACAAUUUGAAGAGCAACAUUGCUAUACUCUAUAGAUUAACUCUACUUUAAAAUUCUUUUUAAUUCUUUUUUCUUGCCAGUGUGAAAAAGAAGACUUGAAAAAAGCAUUUGGAAACUUCGGAACAGUUGUUGACGUUCAUAUUCCUAAGAAAGGUUUGUUUACCAACAGUUGUUGACGUUCAUAUUCCUAAGAAAGGUUUGUUUACCAACAGUUGUUGAUGUUCAUAUUCCUAAGAAAGGUUUGUUUACCAACAGUUGUUGACGUUCAUAUUCCUAAGAAAGGUUUGUUUACCAACAGUUGUUGACGUUCAUACUCCUAUGAAAGGUUUAUGAUCUAUGAUAACUUCUCAAUAAUUUCUAAUUGCACCAAAGAUUUCUCUGCUUUAUAUAACUAUGGUUGUUGAAUUAUGCAAUUCAGCAUGUACUGUUAAUAAUUAAAUCACAUUGGUUUCAGCUUCUGGCUUGAAAAUGGGUUUUGGUUUUGUCCAGUUUGCUAACAAAGCCCAGGCAGGAAUGGCGGUAAAAGAGCUCAAUGGAAAAGAAAUAUCUGGUAAGUGUCAUUAGUGGGUUUUUUAUAAUUAGAUAUUCCCUUUUGGCAUAGUCAGUCUGCACGGCAAAGGGACUAAAUUGUUUGUCAAACUUCCCGUCACUAGCCUGUUAGAAAGCCAGCUGUUAAUAUUCCCGUCACUAGCCUGUUAGAAAGCCGGCUGUCAAACUUCCCGUCACUAGCCUGUUAGAAAGCCGGCUAUCAAACUUCCUGUCACUAGCCUGGUAGAAAGCAAUAGAUUUUUAUCCCUAUUGUUCUUUUUUAUUAUUUUUAUCACUUCAAAAGUUUUUAUGUAAGAUAUUUGGCCUACUUAUGUGCAGCAAAUUUUGUUAUAAACAAAGGAAAAACAUCUAUGAUUGAAGUUUUGUUUGUUUAAAUCCCUUUUUCCCAACGUGGGGCCCAUGCCCCACAGGGGGGCAAUUUGAUUGUUUAGGAGGGCAAUUUGAUAAAUUAGCUGUCUAGAUUUUUAAAACCAACCGUCUACUUUGAUUUAACUUGUAAUUUAAAAGGAGAAUCGUUUAAGUCCCACCAUAAAAUAAGCAUUCUUUAAAAGGGUUUUAAAAAUCAUUUAAGUUUCUUCAGUAAACAACCCUGUUUUAGAAUAUUAAAAAUUAUGCUUAUGAUACAUGGGGGGCAGAGGGGCAUACGCAUACAAAUUUUAGAAAGGCUUGGGUGGAGCAUGGCACAAAAAAGGUUGGGAAACACUCUAAAUAUUGUUGUUCACAUUUUUAAAACAUGUUCUUUUCCGCAGGUAGAGUUGUCGCUGUUGAUUGGUCUCUACCUAAGGAUAAAUUUGAAGCCACCCGAACAGGUACAAAUAUUCAUAUUGUUUUGUUUUGAUGUGUUGUAGAUAGGGAGGAACUUUUACCCCCUCCCCUUUUACACUAAUGGAGUUUUUAUAAGCAGAGUUUUUGUAUCUCCAUAUUUGUGAUAAGUUAUCAGAUUAUUAAAUGUGUAUAAUUAAUCACUUAAUGAACAUUUUAAUUUUAAAAAUACCUUGAAUUAUAGUCAACAAAAUGGAAAUACCAGAAGAGAGCACAGAAGAUGUAGACAACAGUGUUAGCAUGGAUGUGGAUGAGGAUGAUGAAAGCAUAGAAGAAGAUGCUCAGGUUGACCGUAAGAGUAUAAGUGCCACCAAAAAAGGAAAUGCAGUGACAAACAAAGGUAAUGUGACAACACAAAAAGGAAAAGCUGUAAAGGAAAGUAGUGAAGAGGAUGAAAGCUCUAGUGAUGAGGGUGAGGAAGAAAGUGAAUCCAGUGAAGAUGAACAAGACUGGAGCGAUGAAGAAGAAUCUAUCGGUGGUGAUGAUGAAGACACAAGUGAAGAUGAUGAAGAAGAUAGUGGAAGUGAAGAUGAGGAUUCACAUGGAAAGCCGGCCAAGACUAUUGGUAAGCUUUCAUCUAGUAAUAAUUUACUCAUUUAUUUUCCCAUGCUUUUUUUAAACAUGCUUGUGCUAACAAAUUUGUUUUUCUUAAAUUUUUUUUUUAACUUUUAGUUGCUACUUUGGUAAGAUAGAUGCAGUUCCAGAUAAACAGUUACGAUUUUGAUAACUUUCGUCACAAAGCUGUGGUAAAACACUUGUAAUUAUGUAAAAUAAAGUAAUUUCUAUUUCUGAGAUGUCAUGUCUGUAUUUUGAUUUCAGAGAGACCAAGUGAUGUGAAUGAAGGAAGAACUCUAUUUAUCAGGUAAAUUCUAAUAGGAAAUCUAAAGGAGCCAUUUAAAGCUUUAUGGGCAUUGGCUAACUUGUUUAUGGCUUAAAAUACAGCAGCACCUGUUUCACAAGAGGCUCUGGCGGUCUUGACACCCGUCUUUUUAUUUCGCGAGUUGUUUUGAAAACCAGGAGUUGUUUGGGACACCUUAGAAGACCAUUUUUGUUCUUUUUUAAACCCCAUAGAAGUUUUCUGCUGACUCCCCUACUUUAGUGGCUGAAAAUUUUACUCAGGGUUUAACUCCCCCCCCCCCCCCCAAGCAGCUGUCUUGAUGUUCUGAUAAGUCCAUUUCAUCAUCCUCCCACACACCUGUUUUUUUUGUGGUUAUGGUUGCUAAACACCCCCUGGACGCAGUCAAAAGCCACCACAUUUUGAUUUUGAGGCACAUCGGCAACCUUUGUAAAACACUGUAGGAUGACUUGAAAAAUUAUGUCUUAAACAAAAAUGUAUGGUUUUUAAUCCAUUUCUCCUUAUAACAUCAACUAAAGGAACAUGCCAUUCAACACAGAAGAGGAGGACCUCUAUGAGUUUUUCUCUCAGUUUGGUGAUGUCAAGUACUGCAAGAUUGUAAUGGACUUUCUCUCGGGAAUGCCCAAAGGUAGUUAUUAUUAUUCAAGCUCUCCAAACAGAUACUUAUUCUAUUUUAUCAUGUUUUAAUUUAUUUUAUUUGUUUGCUUAUGGUCAGUAUAACUUUCUAACGGAUUUUUGAAGAAAACAUUCAAUCAACAAAUUCUUAUUUAGUCCUUGUAUCAUCCUUGUUAUUAAAAAAUAUUCUCUGAUAUAAGUAUAAGGGACAUCACAAAACUGGACAAAGGGGAGUAAUGUUUACACAAAAAUAUUAUUGAAAUGGAUUACCUAAUAAAUGUACUUUCUACUUUAACAUGUAUGAAAUCAUAUAUUUCAAGGAAAUUCUAGGUGAAAAUGUCUUUAUCAAUGUUAGCUGAUUUCAAAUAAAUAAUAUAUAGCCGACUUAUAUUUGAAUGUCCUCAGUUUUACUACUAGAUACUAUUUGUACAGUUCUUGUCAGGAAUGUGCACCAAAAUAUUAGAGAAUGAUCAAAUUAAUUCUUCAUCCAUUGCUUAGGUUCAGCGUUUGUCCAGUUCUUGUCCAAGGAGAGUGCAGAUGCUUGUCACAAGGCUGCGACUGAGUCUGUAAGAAACUUUAUUUAUGUCCUCUGUUUACCUUACCACAGAUGUACACAAACAAAAAAAGUUGCACAGCUCAUCAUAGCAAAUUUAAUUUACUUUCUCCUAUACCACUGAAAGAGUGUAAAUAAAACACAUCUCAUUUAGUAUUUAUUUCAAUUAUAUUUAAAUUUGAUAGCUUUGAUGUUUUAAAAAAAUUGACAUUGAAGUGUGGCACUCAUCAACUCUACUUGAUAGUUCAAUGUAAAAUCUGGAAAGGGGUAAAAAAACAAAAGUAUUUAUUUAUUUUUUUUAAAGUUGGGGGAGGAGGGUUAAAAACAAAAAUGUUCACAUGAGUAUUAUUUUUUAAAAUCAAACUGUUGUAUAUGAGAAAUGUAUUUUUGAAAAUUCUUUGUGAUUCUUGAAGUAGGAUUUCUAAUGUAAAGAAGAGAAUCAUAUUAAAAAUUUCUUGUGCAAUGGCUGCAUCAUCUGUGUGGUUUCCUAUUUGAUAGCUACUGUCAUAUUACCUCACAACUGAUGAUCACCUACAAGGGUCAUGAUUAGUAUCAACUUUACACAGUGUUGUAUUACAAACUGUUGAAUGCAUACUUUGAUAGGAAAACAGGCUUACAAUUGGUGGGAGACAAAUAGUUGUGGAAAAGGCAAUCAGCAGACAGCGGGCCGAGGAACUACUGAAAAGUAAAGAGAAAAAGAAAGAACAGAAGGACACAAGAAAUCUUUACUUGGCCAGGGAAGGUGGUAAGUAAAUAACUGAAAUAACAGCAGAUAGAAUUUUCACUUUAUGUUUGCAUUUAAUUUAAAAAAAUUAAUGUUAUAAUAUGCAGAAAAACAACUAGAAUCGCCACUAGUUUUGAAAUGGGCCUUUUUAACCUUAUAUUUAUUUUACAUGAAUAAAGUAGAACAUAAUUUUAAACAGCAAGAAUUGCUAGUGUUAAUCUAUACAGUCUAGGAAAAAUAGGAUUAAUUGCCAGUGCCAAUCUAUACAAUUUCCUUUCUUAGUUAUUCGUGAAGGCACAGAGGCAGCCAAAGAUGUGCCACCAGCAGAUCUUGCAUUGAGAGCAAAGGUAAGUUGGAUGCAUUGAGACUGUCUUUGUGUGAUGCUGAUAGUGUUCAUUCCCCCUGGGGUGCGUAUCAUGUGCUGAGCUAAAAUUGCAUUUAUAGGAAAUUUAGCCAACUUGACAUGAUCCACCACCACCAGUAUGCUCUGCUGCUUUGCACAAUAGGACAACACCAGGCUCUCAAGCCUUUAGGAAAUUCAAAGCUAAGUAAUCAAAUCAUUCACUUGGCAGUUAAUCCAAGGAAUAAGGUGUCCUCAAGUUAAUUAAGCUGGCCAAUCUUAGCAAACAAAAUAGGACCAAAUGUUAAGAGGGAAUAAAUUUAAAUGAAAUUUUGCCUCAACUUUUGUUUAGCAAUUAUUGCGUAUAAGACACAUUUUGAACUGCUCAUGGGCAAUGCGUCAGUAAAACUUUAUCAUGUCUUUUUGAAGACUAUAAAAAAAAAAAUUUAUUAAGAUGUUACAAAGGGAAUUUUGUACUUCAAUGUGGUAUAUACCGCGCUUCAAGUCUUUUGGGAUGAAGCGUGAUUUUUAAAUAAUCUUUAUUAUUAUUAUUAUCAACAGAUCAGUGCUGCCUACAUUUUCAUGAAUAUUUUACUUGUAUAAAAAAUGUUCGCCUUGAAUCUGGUAUCAACAGAUCAGUGCUGCCAACAGACAGAAACUCAAGGACCAGAACAUUUUUGUGUCCUCCACCCGUCUGUGUGUCCACAACAUACCACCGACAGUAGUUGACCAGAGGUUAAGGCAAAUUGUGUACCAGGCAGCUGGAGAUAAAUCAGCCAAAGUCACGGAGGCAAGUCAGGAUGGUUCAUCGACAUGUCAUUCAUAAUAAUUUGUCAGUUGACAUGCCAGGUUAAUUAGUUCAAUUGUAGUGGUGUGUGGUAUUGUAAGUUGACAUGUCGGUCAUGUGUCAGGUUGUAAGUUGACAUGUCGGUCAUGUGUCAGGUUGUAAGUUGACAUAUCAAGUUAAUUGGUAUGAUAUCAGUAGUGAAACAGUUUGUAAGUUGACAUGUCAGGUAAUUGGUAUGAUAUCAGUAGUGAAACAGUUUGUAAGUUGACAUGUCAGUCAUGUGUCAGGUUGUAAGUUGACAUGUCAGGUUAAUUGGUAUGAUAUCAGUAGUGAAACAGUUUGUAAGUUGACAUGUCAGUCAUGUGUCAGGUUGUAAGUUGACAUGUCAGUAAUGUGUCAGGUUGUAAGUUGACAUGUCAGUCAUGUGUCAGGUUGUAAGUUGACAUGUCAGUCAUGUGUCAGGUUGUAAGUUGACAUGUCAGUCAUGUGUCAGGUUGUAAGUUGACAUGUCAGGUUAAUUGGUAUGAUCUCAGUAGUAAAACAGUUUGUAAGUUGUUAACAUUUUAUAGUGUUUACUAAGAUUUUUGCUGCAUUUUAAAAAAAAAAAUAAAUUGCACAUUAUAAUUUAAGAAAAGCAAAUGUAAAUGCAGAAUUCCUCUUAUUUAAAACAUCAUGGAAGUGUCUCAAAAUGUUAUCAAGUCAAGUGUUUCAUUACAAAAUAAGAGUGUGCUACCAGAAAUUGCUGAAGUUUAACUUGGAUUUAGAAAAAAACUUCACAUCUCCCUACACAAUGCAGUGGACACAAUUUAUUUUGGUGUUUAAUGUGAUGUUUAAUGUGGGGGGGGGGAAUGUUUGAUGUGACAGGGAAGAUGUUUAAUGUGGCAGGGGAGAUGUUUUACGUGGCAGGGAAGAUGUUUAAUGUGGCGGGGAAGAUGUUUAAUGUGGCAGGGAAUGUGUUUAAUGUGGCAGGGAAUGUGUUUAAUGUGGCAGGGAAGUUGUUUAAUGUGGCAGGGCAGAUGUUAAAUGUGACGUGGAGAUUUUUAUUGUGGCAGGGAAGAUGUUUAAUGUGGCAGGGAAUGUGUUUAAUGUGGCAGGGAAUGUGUUUAAUGUGGCAGGGAAGUUGUUUAAUGUGGCAGGGCAGAUGUUAAAUGUGACGUGGAGAUUUUUAUUGUGGCAGGGAAGAUGUUUAAUGUGGCAGGGAAUGUGUUUAAUGUGGCAGGGAAUGUGUUUAAUGUGGCAGGGAAGUUGUUUAAUGUGGCAGGGCAGAUGUUAAAUGUGACGUGGAGAUUUUUAUUGUGGCAGGGAAGAUGUUUAAUGUGGCAGGGAAUGUGUUUAAUGUGGCAGGGAAUGUGUUUAAUGUGGCAGGGAAGUUGUUUAAUGUGGCAGGGCAGAUGUUAAAUGUGACGUGGAGAUUUUUAUUGUGGCAGGGAAGAUGUUUAAUGUGGCAGGGAAUGUGUUUAAUGUGGCAGGGAAUGUGUUUAAUGUGGCAGGGAAGUUGUUUAAUGUGGCAGGGCAGAUGUUAAAUGUGACGUGGAGAUUUUUAUUGUGGCAGGGAAGAUGUUUAAUGUGGCAGGGAAUGUGUUUAAUGUGGCAGGGAAUGUGUUUAAUGUGGCAGGGAAGUUGUUUAAUGUGGCAGGGCAGAUGUUAAAUGUGACGUGGAGAUUUUUAUUGUGGCAGGGAAGAUGUUUAAUGUGGCAGGGAAUGUGUUUAAUGUGGCAGGGAAUGUGUUUAAUGUGGCAGAGAAUGUGUUUAAUGUGGCAGGGAAGUUGUUUAAUGUGGCAGGGCAAAUGUUAAAUGUGACGUGGAGAUUUUUAUUGUGGCAGGGGAGAUGUUUAAUGUGGCAGGGAAGAUGUUUAAUGUGGCAGGGAAUGUGUUUAAUGUGGCAGGGAAGUUUAACCAUCUUAGAAGAAGUACAUCAGAUUUUUUUUUUACAAGUUUAAAGAGUCCUGUCUCAGCAUUAAGUCUCAUAUUCCAUUGUUGCAGUGCCGAAUCAUGAGGGACCUCAACCGACUCAACAGCCAAGGUAUUGGCAAGUCCAGGGGUUUUGCAUUUUGUUCAUUUUCACAGCAUGCCCAUGCACUGAAUGCAUUGAACCACCUAAACAACAAUCCUAAUAUAUUUGGUGAUAAAAAGGUAACAAGUUUUGACAUUUUAAAUCUUUAUUAAUGAAUAUGAUUUUAAUUUUAUCUUGAAAUGAUAAUCCACCUAAAGUUCAUAGACUUUCUGCAAAUAGGCUAAAUAGGAAGAUAACAAUAUUUCAUAUCAUGGGCUAAUCAAAAGCUAAAAAUAGUCUUUAAAAUAGGGUUUGGCUAGAAAGUAACAUUUGCUUGACAUUAUUUUAAUUGUUUUUUUCCUAGAGACCUAUAGUGGAAUUUUCCCUUGAGAACAGAAAAGCUUUGGAGACCAAACAGAAUAGAUUAGAGAAAUCAAUGGUGAGUUUUAGCUAGAGAGAGUUUUAAUUCAGAGUUAGUUUUUAAUAGGAGAAAGAAAAGUUUCAAUGUAUAAACUGGGAUUUUUUACGACUUUUUUUUUUUUAAUUUAAGGAAAAGGAACUAAAUAAUGAGUUUUAUCAACAUCAUUUUUAUUGUAAUCUUGGUAAUCAUUGUUAGUGAUGUUAUUGCCAGGCAGAUUAGAAAACAUGUUGAUUUAUAUUUCUACAUUUCUUUUUUAUAUUAUUUUACUUGUGUGGAAACGGGUGCUGACCUGACAAGCUCUCCUGUUUAUAGUUAUUUAAGGUUAUAACAUUGUUACAAAUAUCUCAUAAAAAUCCUUAAUUCAUCACCGUGGAUUUCAUUACAACAACUUUUUUGUAUCAUCUACUUGGGUGCUUCACCAUAAAAAUAUUUAGUCACUUCAUUCACAUCAGAUUUCAACAUGUGUCUGGACACAUCAGUGAAUCACAAAAUCUUGACCAAUGUCUUUCAAGAUUUUCUUUAGAGGGAAUAUACUUCUUUGUUAAAUAAAUGUUUUAGUUACAUUUUUUUCUACAAAGUAAAAAGUGAUUGAAAUUUUAAUAUCUAGUUUAAACAUGUUGACUUUUAUCAAGCUGAAAAUCCCUGCUUUAUGGGAAAUGACAAUUGUAUGAAAUAUUUCAUUCUUUAAAAUAAUGCUAGAUUUAUGGUGUAAUGGUUGUGAUAUUGAUGAGUUAUUUGUUGACAGGCCCAGUGGAAACAGAAGGAAUUGGACCAGAAGAGCCAAGCUGCUGUGACUGGUGGCCCGGAGGGGAAGAGACAAAGGAAAAGGCAGAGGAAACAGAAGCCAUGGAAGGAUGCCAGACCAUUGGACACCAUGAAACAGCAGGACAAGGUAGCCAGGUCACUGCACAAGGUAGGGAUGACAUUUCUAUAGCUAUGUUGUAGUAGUGUAAAAACACGGUAUGUAAUGAUAUGGCUAGCAUUUCUGUAGCUAUGCUGUAUGCAAAGUAGUGUUUAAACACAGCACACAAAAAAUGGGUUGCAUUUGUGUAGCAUCAAAAAGGUAGUGUUUAUACACAGCACACAAAAAAUGGGUUGCAUUUGUGUAGGUCAACAAAGUAGAGAUUAAACUGUGUAUCUUCUGUUCUGUUAGAAAAUGAUUGGGAAAGAACCAAAUUUAAUGAUCACUGUCACAAUAAGAAUCACCAUUGUUGCAUAAUAAUGUUGUUUUUUUUCUGACCAUAAACAAAUUUUUUAAAUGAAACUUAAUUUGACUAUUACACUUAUAAUUGCCACCUACUUGGUAUGGAAGGGUCCAUUUUAUAGUUUUUGUCAAGGUCAAGAAUACAAAAACGCCUCCUUGAUAAUAGUCCUUGAUAAAACUAGUUGAUUCCACUGUUUGAUAUCACCUGUCUUUGUUUAUUGGUAUCAAACUGAGCUACAAACGUGAAACACUUCAUUAUAGUUGUGUGCAUUCAUAAUUUGUACCUGCAAUCUAUUGGGUGUGCAUGUUUUUCCGUCUUCAUCAAAUCAUUUUUUUUUUCUAUCUUUAGGGACCACUGGGACUGCCAUCUCACUCUGGCCCAAAACAGAGACACAAACAGCGACCGGGUCAACAGGGAAAAGAAGUGGGCAGAAGGGGAAUGAACAGGAACAAUAAGUUCCAGAACAGACAAGCUCAACACGCUCCACAGAAAUCUGCCAAAGUGAAACCUCCCAAAAUGAUGGUGAGUUGUUUUUUUUGUCAUAAACAGUUGUGUUUAAACAGUGUAAGUGGUCAAGAUGAUGUGCAUUCCUUUUGUGUGUUGACAUUCAGGGAUGAUGUGAACUGCUUUAGUUUUGUGUGUUGACAUUUUUAAAUGAUGUGAAAUUCUUUUGUGUGUUAACAUUUAGAGAUGAUAUGUUGUUCUUUUUUGUGUUGACAUUUAGAGAUGAUGUGUUCUUUUGUCUGUUGACAUUUAGAGAUGAUGUGUUGUUCUUUUGUGUGUUGACAUUCAGGGAUGAUGUGAACAUUUUAAUUGUCAUUUUGUAAGCGUGGGACUUGAGUUUAAUCAUGUUAUUUUGGUUUGUUUCAGCACCCGAAUAAAAAAAGGAAAGAUUUCGACAACUUUGAUAAAUUGGUGGCGUCAUACAAGCAAAAGAUCAUGGCCGGCAUGAAAUCCUAAAUCACUGACAACUAACGUCCAUACAUAGAUUCACUAUCUCACAAUGUUAACAUUUGGAAUACAGACAGGGGCAUGAUAAGACUUUUGAUCUUUGUCUUAUAAGUUGACCACUGAGCAACCUACCAACUCUGACAUCAUCAACUGCGGAUGACUCUAAGUACAAUGAUGCUUUAGUAAUAUACCCUAUCUUCAACUUAUCUUUAAAAAGUUUUUUUAAUGACACAAUUUUGUGGUAGAUACAUGAGCACUUGUACAUGGGUCUGUAAAAUUCCUCUGAAAAUUGUUGGUAAAGCACCUUUGAACUAUUGCUUUGUAGUCAUCACUAGACCUAUGAAAACAGCAGUAUUUCAUAUGAAAUAUUGUGUGAGGAUCACCCUGGCAUUCAGAUAAAAUGUUUCUAUUGACUCUUGUGUUCAUUAUGUGUAGUACUGGGUGGCACAAGUGAGGACUGGUAGCAUGUCAUCUUGUGCGAGUGUCGGUUGUGUUUCUAUGUCAGUGUGAGGAAUGCUAGUUAUUUCCCCAGGCUCAUGUGGGUCGUAAGCGUGUAGGAAAUGGUUGAGAAAGAAGUAUGUUAAUUUCAUUAGGUUUUUAUGGUGUAUUUGGUACGCAAGUAUUAAACAAUGAUUAAA